CCAGCUUUCGGUAAGCUUCAGACAGACGUCUACGAGUUGGUCGUACUUCAGUCUCAACAGCUGCAGCUCUCUGAACAGCUCAGAGAGCUCGCUAACCCUGCCAGGCGUCCCGCCUUCUUCGUCCAUGCUUCUUACCUCUAAUUGACGCAGCCCAUAACAAAUUACGUAAAGGGCGUGCGUGCGUGCCUUUGCCAGCAUUUGCAUGCCCGGGCGGGCAGGGAUAGGAAAGAUGGCCUCGUCCAGUGGCGAAAGAGCGAACAACACGCAAGGUAUUCGUAUAGACUCCAGUCUAAUAUCCACAGCCUCGGGUGGAGAGGUUGAGAAUGAGUUGGAGGGUCUCGGGGUGAGUGUGUUUGACCAGGGGACGUUUGAGGAGGGGGUCAUGAAGCAGCUGGAUGAGGUGGUGACCCGCCGAGCUGCCGAACAGCGAAGGAAGUUUCUUGUGAAGAACUAUGCCCAAGUUCAGCAGGAGAAGAGUACUCUUCGGCGAGAGCUGGAGGCGCUGUCAAAGAAGAUAGCGUCUCUGUUGUCUCGACCGCUGUGUGACGUGGUACUCAGCUUGAGGGAGAUGAAAUCAGCUCAGGAGCAGAAGAGGAAGCAGAUGUCACAGUUGGAAGUGAGGGAGCGAGAACUGGCCAGGUUGAUAUCUGGGAAAGACGGAUGGAAUGGAGAGAUUGCUGGUGAAAAUGGUGGUGUCAGUGACGCAAUGUUUGCCAUCCCUCCUCCUCGAUGUUGACCUCGGAGCAACUGAAACUAAUCCAGACCGGUCACAUGACCCCGUUCGGAACUUCGGAACUGACCACACCCCCUCAGCAGGACCAGGAGAGGAGCCACAACGAUCCGGGUCUCUCUCAAGAUUCCGGAAAUGCCGUCGCUUCGAGCUCUUCCUCUGUCCCCAGUAGUUCUGGUCUCAGACUGUGCUCUGAGGGUUUCGACGGACUUUUUGACAAUCCAGCUCCGUCUCCUCGUAAAGUAGUCAGAAAGAAAAGUCGGGUGUCUCCAGUGGCCGGAGAACAGAAGAAGACAAAGAAAGGGAAAGACAAGAAGAGGACGGAUUCCGUGGACGGUGUUGGUGAUGGGUGUGAAGGUGAGGGUGUGAGAGGAGGGGAGGAGGGAAAGUGGACUGAGUGGGCCCCCACGAGAGAGGAGGUGGAGGCAAUGGAGAGAGAGAUGGCGGAGGAACAAUGACUGGGAGGAUAAGGAGGGAGAGGAGGGAGAGGAUUCGACUGACUAUACAACAGAUGAAGAGCUAGGAGCAGAGCACGUGUUGGGUAGGAAGAAGACAAAGAGGAGAAGGAGGCCGUUGUCCAGUGGGGAGAGCGAGGAUGGGGAGGGUGAGGGAGGGAGGUUGGAGAGGAGGAAGAGGAGGAGAAGGCUCUCUCAGUCCAACCAUCACCUAGACGACGGAGAUGAAGAACUCUACAGACUCAGAAUGAGAGAGUGUGACAUCACAGAUGACCCCAUGACCUCCGAUAAGGUGAUUGACGGUCGGCUCCGUAUCCCCGGCUCCAUCUGGUCUCGUCUCUAUGGUUACCAGCGGACGGGGGUCCACUGGCUGUGGGAACUGCACUGUCAGCAGGCAGGGGGUGUGGUCGGAGACGAAAUGGGACUCGGGAAGACAAUUGAGAUGAUUGCAUUCCUCACCGGCUUGAGAGUCAGUAGACUCCGGAGUCAUGUGACCAGGGAGCUGGGUCUGGGUCCUGUACUGGUGGUGUGUCCUGCGACUGUGAUGCACCAGUGGGUGUCCGAGUUCCAUACCUGGUGGGCCCCGUUCCGUGUCGCCAUCCUCCACGACACGGGGACCUUCUCUAGAGGACCAAAAUCAGCCCUCGUUGCCGACAUCACUGAAUGUGGUGGUGUCCUGAUAACGACGUAUGCUGGGGUGAGGAUCUAUCGCGACCAUCUCCUCCCGUGCAAGUGGGACUACGUCGUUCUGGACGAGGGACACAAGAUCAGGAACCCCGACACCGAAGUCACUCUUGUCUGCAAACAGUUCGCCACACCUCAUCGGAUCAUCCUGUCGGGGAGCCCCAUGCAGAACAACCUGCGAGAGCUCUGGUCUCUGUUUGACUUUGUCUUCCCCGGGAAACUGGGGACGCUGCCCUGUCUACAUGGAGCAAUUCUCCGUGCCCAUCACUCUCGGGGGAUACUCCAACGCCACUCAGGUCCAGGUGCAGACAGCAUACAGAUGUGCCUGCAUUCUGAGGGACACCAUUAACCCUUAUCUCCUGCGUCGACUCAAGGCAGACGUGAAGAUUCAACUACCCAGCAAGAACGAACAGGUUCCCCAGGCAUUAUGUCAUGCUUAUGUAAUUCCAAUUACAUCAUAAUGAUGUCAUGUUCGGGUAUAUAUACGCAGGUGUUGUUCUGUAAGCUGACAGAGUAUCAGCAAGAGUUGUAUGAGGACUAUGUGACGGGGCCUGAUGUGGCGGCCAUGCUGGUGGGAAGGAAGAAGGUUGGUUUGCCUCUCCCUC
This is a messenger RNA of Geodia barretti, 2474 nucleotides long. NCBI's taxonomy places the organism in Eukaryota, Metazoa, Porifera, Demospongiae, Tetractinellida, Geodiidae. The record is from the annotation of a GenBank genome assembly.